AUGUCAUUCUGGUGGAUAAAUCCCUUGAUGAAGAAGGGUUACAGAAAGCCUCUUGAAGAGAAAGACAUACCUGCGUUGGAUGUUGCAGAUCAAGCAGACACUCAGUACUCAAUGUUUGUGGACAAGAUCAAUGCUAAGCAAUCAUCUCUUUUCUGGGUAAUAGUGUCAUGCUACAAAAGGGACAUUCUGUUUUCUGGGUUCUUCGCUUUGCUCAAGGUACUCACUCUAUCUUCUGGUCCGUUGCUCGUAAAGGAAUUUAUCAAUGUAUCGUCAGGAAAAGAAGCUUUCAAGAAUGAAGGUGUUGUGAUAGCUCUUGGACUUCUUCUGUCUAAAUGCUUGGAGUCAUUAGCCCAGAGACAGUGGUAUUUUCAAACACGGAGGGUGGGAAUCCAAGUGAGGUCACUCUUGUCUGCUGCUAUUUACCGAAAGCAACAGAAAUUAUCAUGCUUUGCCAGUAUAAAACAUUCUUCUGGAGAGAUAAUGAACUAUCUCAUAGUAGAUGCAUACAGGGUCGGGGAGUUUCCUUUCUGGUUCCAUCGGACAUGGACUACUGGCCUCCAACUCGGCAUUGCCUUGGCAGUACUGUACGACGCAGUUGGUCCUGCAACAAUAGCGUCUGUGCUUGUUAUAAUGCUUAGUGUUCUACUGAAUGCCCCUCUGGCCAGGCAACAACAAGAUUUCCAGAAGAAACUCAUGGAAGCUCAAGACAUGAGGUUGAAAUCUAUGUCCGAGUCUCUUGUGAACAUGAAGGUCCUGAAGCUUUAUGCAUGGGAGGCCCACUUCAAGAGUGUUAUAGAACAUCUUAGGGAGUUGGAGCUAAAAUGGUUGUCAGCAUUCCAGCUAGGAAAAGCAUAUACUAGUGUUGUCUUCUGGGCAUCACCUGCACUUGUUUCAGCGGCAACAUUUAUCGCAUGCUAUUUUCUGGGAGUCCCACUUAAUCCUAGCAAUGUAUUCACCUUUGUAGCUGCACUGCGCCUUGUUCAGGACCCUAUCAAUCAUAUUCCAAACGUUAUUGGCUCUGUAAUUCAAGCAAGGGUUGCAUUUUCUCGGAUAAGCAGUUUUCUUGGUGAAUCUGAGCUGCCAAAGGAUCAAAUUUCGAUGGAGCAUUGUGUGUGUAGUCAGUAUCCUAUAGUAAUCAAAUCUGGCUGUUUCUCAUGGGACAGCUCAGGAAAUUCAAAUCUGAGGAAUAUUAGUUUGGAGGUGAAAGCAGGAACAAAGGUAGCAAUCUGUGGCGAGGUUGGCUCAGGAAAAUCCACUCUUUUGGCAGCUAUUCUGGGAGAGGUCCCAAGGACAGAAGGAAUGAGUCAUGUUUGUGGGAAAAUUGCAUAUGUUUCUCAGGAUGCAUGGAUUCAAACAGGAACUUUGCAGGAGAACAUACUUUUUGGGUCUAACAUGGACAAGCGAAGAUAUGAAAACACUCUCCGGCGGUGUUCUUUGGUGUAUGACCUUGAAAGCUUGCCUUUUGGUGACCGUACUCAAAUUGGGGAAAGAGGAGUUAAUCUUAGUGGAGGACAGAAGCAACGUGUCCAAUUAGCUCGCGCAUUGUAUCAUGAUGCAGAUAUAUAUCUUUUGGAUGAUCCUUUCAGCUGCGUUGAUGCACAUACUGCUGCAAGUCUUUUAAAUGAAUAUGUGAUGGGAGCUUUAUCUGAAAAGACAGUUCUGUUAGUAACCCACCAAGUGGAGUUCCUACACGCAUUUGAUUCUGUUGUCUUAAUGUCCCAUGGACAGAUCAUGCAUGCUAGUUCAUACCAAGAACUGCUAGUGUCUUCCAAACAAUUUCAGGACCUUGUGAAAGCACAUGAAGUCAGUACAGACUUUCCUAAUGUUAAAAAAAGGGCUUAUAAUGUAGGCAAGCAGUUUGAAAGGGACGCCGGUGUUAUUCACGGUAUGGCAAAAGAAUCCAUCAAGUCAUCAGCAUCUGAUCAACUAAUUAAAACAGAGGAGAGAGAAAUUGGUGACACUGGACUGAAGCCUUAUUUAAUGUAUUUGGGCCAGAACAAGGGCUACAUAUAUGCUAGUCUUGUUGCUGUUACUAACAUUAUUUUUGCAUCUGGGCAAAUAUUUCAGAACUCAUGGCUUGCUGCUAAUGUUCAAAAUCCCUGUGUAAGCACAUUGAACCUUGUUCUGGUGUAUACAGCCAUUGGAUUUGGUUCAAUCAUUUUCUUGCUAUCUAGAGCUCUGUUAGUAGUUGAUCUUGGUCUCCGGACAUCAAGACCUCUAUUUGCCCAACUACUUAGUGCCCUAUUCUGUGCACCCAUGUCUUUCUACCAUUCCACUCCACUUGGAAGGAUACUUAGCCGUGUAUCAUCUGACUUAAGCAUCAUCGAUCUUGAUCUUCCAUUUACAGUGUCCUUCAGUAUUUGUGCCACACUAAAUGCAUAUAUCAAUUUGAGUGUUUUGUGCUUCUAUACCUGGCAAAUUUUGCUUGUUGCUGCACCUGUUAUCAUCAUGGCUGUCAAAUUGCAGAGAUACUACUUAGCCUCCUCAAAGGAAUUGAUGAGGAUCAAUGGCACUACAAAAUCUCUAGUGGCCAAUCAUCUUGGAGAAUCAAUUGCAGGAGCAGUUACAAUAAGAGCCUUUAAGCAAGAAGAUCGUUUUUUUGCUAAAAGUUUGGAGCUUAUUGACAAUAAUGCAAGCCCAUCUUUUCACUGCUUUGCUGCAACUGAAUGGUUGACUCAACGUUUGGAGAUAAUGGCUGCUGCUAUUCUUUCCUCGUCCACACUUGUUAUUACUCUUCUUCCUGCAGGAACUUAUAGCCCUGGUGCUCUAGGGAUGUUGCUCUCUUAUGGUCUGUCACUUAAUAUGUUAUUCCUGUUCUCUAUACAAAAUCAAUGUUCUCUUGCAAAUCAAAUAAUCUCUGUUGAAAGGUUGAGCCAAUACAUGGGUAUUGUAAGUGAGGCACCAUAUAUUAUGAAACAGAAUCAACCACCGGAUGCAUGGCCCUCUGUGGGUAAGAUAGAACUUGAAGGUUUGGAGAUAAAAUAUAAUCAAGAUGCUUCUCCAGUACUUCAUGGAAUUACUUGCACAUUUCAAGGUGGCGAUAAAAUUGGGAUAGUCGGUCGAACAGGAAGUGGCAAGACAAGUUUGAUAAAUGCAAUUUUUCGUCUUGUUGAGCCUUCUGGAGGAAAGAUAAUCAUUGAUGACUAUGACAUAACAGAAAUGGGGUUACAUGACUUGCGAUCUCGAAUUGGUGUUAUCCCUCAAGAUCCUAUACUCUUUUAUGGUUCCAUAAGAUAUAAUUUGGAUCCUCAAGGGCGUUUCUCGGAUGAACAAAUCUGGGAAGUUCUAGGAAAAUGUCAACUAAUUGAAGCAGUUAAAGACAAGCAAGGAUUGGAUUCACAUAUUGUGGAGGGAGGAUCAAACUGGAGCAUGGGCCAAAGGCAGUUACUUUGCUUGGCCCGUGCGCUAUUGAGAAGAAACUGCAUCUUGAUCCUUGAUGAGGCAACAGCAUCCAUCGAUACUGCAACUGAUGCUAUUAUUCAGAAGAUAAUCAGGACGGAAUUCAAGGACAGCACAGUUAUCACAGUUGCACAUCGGAUACCAACAGUGGUGGACUGCACCUGGGUACUUGUUAUUAACAACGGUAUGCAUUGUGCUAGUAUGGUUCCAUCAGUCUUCAUGAGUUGGACCCAACUCUUAAAACAACCAGCAGGUCUUAUUUACAUUUGUAAGUUGCACAUAUAG
Molecule: messenger RNA, 3684 nt
Organism: Triticum turgidum subsp. durum (durum wheat)
Lineage: Eukaryota; Viridiplantae; Streptophyta; Magnoliopsida; Poales; Poaceae
Source: the annotation of a GenBank genome assembly